This is a messenger RNA of Cuscuta epithymum, 4025 nucleotides long. Lineage: Eukaryota; Viridiplantae; Streptophyta; Magnoliopsida; Solanales; Convolvulaceae. The record is from the annotation of a GenBank genome assembly.
CUAGGCAAAACUGGAUUCACUCCAACUAGAUUGCAUAUAUCAUUUAAUAAAAUCAAGUUUAAUUCGUACAGAAAAUAUGAAAGUAAAAAUUAUCGAGACCCUGCUUAUAAGCACGCACACCAUUUCGCGUGCGCGCGAUGUUGGAACUUCAGAUUCACAACACACACCUCCCAUCACGAGCAUCGUGCUGAUAACGUGUUAUACUGCUUGUGGACCUCACGACCUCACGACUUUAAACCGCGUCCACAAAUGAAGACUUCAGCCCUUGCUUAUAAGCAUGCACACCAUUUUGUGUGCGAGCGGUGUGGGAACUUCAGGUUCACAACGUACAUUUCGUUUCGGUAAUUUCUAGAAAACUCUCUAAGCAAUUGUUUUUACGUCAUGACGUUUCCCGUUUGAUGCUUCUUAUAUUUCCUGUGUUUCUGUAUAACAUAGCUAGAUUGCUCAGAUUUUGGUUCUGAAACGGUUGUAUUUUUCCAUAAAAAGGUGGAAACCCGCACGAGCAUUCUUUCUUAAUCAUAGAAAUGAUGAUGCAUAAAGCCAGCACUCAAACUCAAUCAUUAAUGCUAUCAAACAACACAUUUAUAUAUUUCUUCCAAUCUGCAUUCUCUGCAACAAACCCCAAUGUCUUCUUUCCUCAUCCACUUAUUCUCUCAUCCUCAAGACAAUAUAAAAACAGUUUACUAGAACAAAAUUUCCCAUUUCCAAAUGGCUCUUCAGCAAAUCUCUUCUUUUUUCCUGAUGUUAUUUUUACUAUCCUACUCAUGUCAUCCAACCUUAGACAAACAGUCUGAGUUCUUUACUUUUAUGAAGAAAUCCUUCACUGGGAACUUCAUAGACAGCUGGGAUGGAAAGCCUGUGUGUGAGUAUAGAGGAGUUGGUUGUGAUGAUAAAGGGCAUGUGGUGAAAAUAGACAUCUCAGGAUGGUCACUGUCUGGGAUAUUCCCUGAAGAUCCAUGUUCAUAUCUGCCAGAGCUGAGAAUACUCCAUCUUGCUCACAACAACUUCCAAGGAAGCUUCCCAGCAAGCCUCACCAACUGUUCUUUAUUGGAAGAGCUUAACAUGAGUUCCACACACCUCACAGGGGCAUUGCCAGACUUUUCACCUCUCCAGGCUUUGAGAUCACUUGACCUGUCAUACAAUUUCUUUGAAGGUGACUUCCCCAUGUCAUUCACUAACCUCAGCAACUUGGAGGGGCUCUACUUCAACGAAAACGCAGGCUUCAACCCAUGGGAAUUGCCUAAGAACAUUUCCCAGAGGCUUACUAAGCUCAAAUAUCUGAUCUUGACAACUUGCAUGUUGUCAGGAAGAAUCCCUCCAACAAUUGGGAACCUCACUGCCCUUGUGGAUCUUGAGCUGAGUGGGAACUACUUGGCAGGUAGGAUCCCGCGUGAGCUCGGGCUCCUCCAAAAUUUGGAGUAUCUUGAGCUUUACUAUAACCAAAUGGAAGGCGAGAUUCCCGAAGAGCUCGGGAAUCUAACUAAACUCAGGGAUUUAGAUUUGUCUGUCAACAAGUUAACCGGUAAAAUCCCCGAGUCCAUAUGUUUUCUUCCUAAACUAGAAUCUUUUCAGGUUUACAACAACUCUCUCUCAGGAGAAUUCCCGGCCUCUCUUGCUAACUCAAAGACUUUGAGAAUUUUAUCCCUUUACACCAAUCAUAUGACGGGUGUAGUGCCUCGAAGCUUCGGGAUGUCUUCUCCUCUUGAAGCAUUGGACUUGUCCGAGAAUGAGUUCUCGGGCGAGUUGCCCCCAGAACUCUGCUCUGGAAGAAAGUUAAAAUAUUUACUAGUACUUCAAAACAAGUUCUCUGGACAGCUGCCCGAGAGCUAUGGAGAAUGCGAGACACUAGUCCGCUUCCGAGUCAAUAAUAACCAUUUGGAGGGCGAGAUACCCGAACGCAUAAUCGGACUUCCACAGGUUUCGAUCAUUGAUGUGAGUCACAAUCACUUGGAAGGUUCGAUCCCGAUAACAAUCGGAAAUGCGAAAAACUUGUCAGAACUAUUCCUUCAAGGUAACAACAUUUCAGGGAGACUUCCACCCGAAAUCACUGGAGCAACCAAUCUUGUAAAGAUUGAUGUGAGCAACAACCACUUAUCAGGACCAAUACCAUCAGAAAUAGGGAGCCUUGAAAGGCUCAAUACAUUGCUUCUACAAAACAACAAGUUCACCUCUUCCAUCCCCAAGUCCUUAGCUUCCCUCCUUUCACUCAAUGACCUUGAUCUAUCUAGCAAUCUCUUGACUGGAGAAAUCCCAUCCAGUCUUGCUCAACUUCUACCAAACACCAUGAACUUCUCAAAUAAUAUGCUAUCAGGGCCAAUACCCACCCCCUUUGUAAGAGGUGGCAUACUCGAAAGCUUUUCGGGAAACCCAUCGCUCUGUGUACCUAUAUGUUUAAACUCAUCAAACACAACUAGUCUCCUCCCGCUUUGCUCAAACGCCACCCCACAGGAUAAAAAGAAGCGGUUUUUAGGCCUCGUAUGCAUGUUCGGGAUUUCGGCAGGGAUCACCGUGCUCGGAGUCGUCCUGUUUGUGAAGCGAUGGUGCGACAAGAAGAAGGAGACAGCAUACAGAGAUGACAUGUUUCCAUCAUCUGUGUUCUCCAAGAGCUUCCACCGGGUAAGCUUCGAGCAUCGGGAAGUCUUCGGUGGGAUGGUUGAGGAGAACAUAGUGGGGUACGGAGGAUCCGGGACAGUCUACAAAGUCGAACUAAGCAACGGGGAAGAGAUUGCUGUGAAGAAACUCUGGAGCGAUCACAACAAAGGGAAGUGGGAAGAGGAGGAGCAGGAAGGUGAAGAAUUUGUGGUUCUUGACAAGGAACUGAAAACUGAGGUGGAGACUCUUGGAAACAUAAGGCAUAAGAACAUAGUGAAGCUCUAUUGCUACUUCUCCAGUCUUGACUGCAACUUGCUGGUUUAUGAGUAUAUGAGAAAUGGUAACCUUUGGGAUGCUCUUCACAAGGGAAAUGUUCUUCUGCAUUGGCCUAUUCGCUACCAGAUUGCUCUGGGGGUUGCUCAGGGUUUAGCCUACCUCCAUCACCAUCUCCAGAGACCUAUAGUUCACAGGGAUAUUAAAUCUACAAACAUUCUUCUUGAUGUUGAUUACCAUCCCAAAGUUGCAGAUUUUGGAAUUGCCAAAGUUCUGCAGGCUAGAGGAGGUGGGAAUGAUUCCUCUACUACUGUUAUUGCUGGAACAUAUGGUUACUUGGCCCCAGAAUACGCAUAUGGUUCGAAGGCAACCACGAAAUGUGACGUAUACAGCUUCGGCGUGGUGUUGUUGGAGCUAAUAACGGGGAAAGAGCCAAUGGAGGGAGAAUAUGGAGAGAACAAGAACAUAGUGUCUUGGGUUUCUACAAAGGUGGAAACCAAGGAAGGAGCAUGCCAAGUUUUGGACAAACGUUUGACAGCACUGUUUGAGGAUGACAUGAUUAAGGUUCUUCAUGUUGCCAUUCGUUGCACUUCUAAGACGCCCUCCCUUCGCCCAACCAUGAAUGAAGUCGUCCAAAUGCUAGUGGAGGCUGAUCCUUGCAAGUUCAACUGUUGCCAGUUUCCAAAUAAGACCAAAACCGACUUGGAAAGUGUCAUCAAGCCAAAGCCAAAGAGUGGUUGUGAUGUGUGAUAGAGAAUUUUGGAGGGGUAUUAGAUGAAUAAGAAUAUAUAGAUCAUAUCAAUAAGAUUCAGAGCCUGUUUUGUAACUGUGAAAUUGGCUGAAGUUGAUGAACUUGUAACUAAAAUAACUGAAUUUGAUGAAAUAUGGAAAGAGUUAAUUAAGAUACGGUGUAUAUACUACUCCUUCCGUCCCAAAAUAAAUGUCUUGUUUGUUUUAUCACAAGUUUUAAGAAAGUGAUUGAAAAAGAUAAAAGUUGUGAUUGAGAUUUGAGUAGAAAAAAGAUGAAUUCAUAUGAGUACUAAUAAGCAAGAAAGUUAUUUUGGGACGGAUGGAGUACUAAUAAAUUUAAGACGCUCUCCCUUCAUCCUUAUAGAAUUUUCUGUUUUCCAUUUUGGGAUAUCUCUUAAUAAAGUUCUCUU